Messenger RNA from Aspergillus luchuensis, 1845 nucleotides. RefSeq names its product ATP-binding cassette family ATPase ARB1 (gene ARB1). Gene Ontology annotation, molecular function: ATP binding; ATP hydrolysis activity. The transcript is spliced from 2 exons. Lineage: Eukaryota; Fungi; Ascomycota; Eurotiomycetes; Eurotiales; Aspergillaceae. The coding region runs from base 1 to 1845 and encodes 614 amino acids. The record is from RefSeq and is a predicted model, not a curated record.
AUGGUGUCUGCCUCCAAAGCCGCUCGUUUGGCAAAGCGUGCCGCCGAUGGCGCCGACAAGAAGAAGCCCACCAAGGGCAAGAAGGACGACCCCGUCGUCGACGGUGAGGGCGGCGAUGACCAGCCUGCCACCACCGAUGAGAAGAUGAAGGAGGUCGAGAAGUUGACUGCUCAGAUGGACAAGCACGGUCUCUCCGAUCGUGUCACGACCGGUGUCCUUGCUUCUCUGCCCUCCUCCCGCGACGUCAAGGUCACUUCCGCCUCCCUGGUGUUCCACGGAAAGGUUCUUAUCACCGACUCGACUCUCGAACUGAACUUCGGUCGUCGUUAUGGUCUCCUCGGUGAGAACGGCUGCGGAAAGUCUACUAUCCUCAAGUCUAUCGCCACCCGCGAAUACCCCAUCCCCGAGCACAUUGAUAUCUACCUUCUGAACGAGGGUGCUCCUCCCAGUGAGCUCGGUGCCCUUGAGUGGGUUGUCACUGAGGCCCAGAACCAGCUCGAACGCAUGGAGAAGCAGGCCGAAGAAAUUCUUGAGAAGGAGGGUCCUGACUCUCCUAUCCUCGAGGAUCUGUACGACCGUAUGGACAAGAUGGAUCCCUCGACCUUCCACACCCGUGCCUCCCUGAUCUUGACUGGUCUGGGUUUCAACAAGCAGACCAUCCACAAGAAGACCAAGGACAUGUCUGGUGGUUGGCGUAUGCGUGUGGCCCUUGCCAAAGCCCUCUUCGUCAAGCCCUCCCUGCUUCUGCUCGACGACCCCACUGCUCACUUGGAUCUCGAGGCCUGUGUGUGGUUGGAAGAAUACCUCAAGAAGUGGGAGCGUACCCUGAUUCUCGUCUCCCACUCCAUGGAUUUCCUCAACGGUGUCUGCACCAACAUGAUCGACAUGCGCAUGAAGCAGCUCCUCUACUACGGUGGUAACUACGACUCUUACCACAAGACUCGUGCCGAACAGGAGACGAACCAGAUGAAGGCCUACAACAAGCAGCAGGAAGAAAUUGCUCACAUCAAGAAGUUCAUUGCCUCCGCCGGUACCUACGCCAACUUGGUCAGACAGGCCAAGUCCCGUCAGAAGAUCCUGGACAAGAUGGAGGCCGACGGUUUCAUCCAGCCCGUCAUCCCCGACAGAGUCUUCAGCUUCCGCUUCGCCGAUGUCGAGAAGCUCCCUCCUCCCGUUCUGUCCUUCGACGACGUCUCUUUCUCCUACUCUGGCAAGUGGGAGGACACCCUGUACGAGCACCUCGACUUCGGUGUCGACAUGGACUCCCGCACAGCCCUUGUCGGACCCAACGGUGUCGGAAAGUCCACUCUGCUGCGCAUCAUGACCGGCAAGCUGAGCCCCAUCGGUGGUCGUGUCUCCCGCCACACUCACUUGAAGCUGGGCAUGUACAGUCAGCACUCUGCUGAGCAGCUGGAUCUGACCAAGUCUGCCCUCGAGUUCGUCCGUGACAAGUUCCCCGAGAAGUCUCAGGACUACCAGUACUGGCGUCAGCAGCUGGGCCGUUACGGUCUCAGCGGUGAGUCCCAGACUGCCCUCAUGGGUACUCUGUCCGAGGGUCAGAAGUCUCGUAUCGUCUUCGCCCUGUUGGCUAUCGAGUCGCCUAACAUGAUCCUGCUGGACGAGCCUACCAACGGUCUGGAUAUCCCCACCAUUGACAGUUUGGCCGAUGCCAUCAACGCUUUCAGCGGUGGUGUUGUCGUCGUGUCCCACGACUUCCGUCUCCUUGACAAGAUCGCCAAGGACAUCAUGGUCUGCGAGAACAAGACCGUCACCCGCUGGAACGGUACUAUCGGCGAGUACAAGAACCACCUCCGCAAGAAGAUGAUUUCCGAGGGUGCUGUCUAA